AGUCCGCGCGCCUCAGUCAGCGACGCGAGUUCGCGCAAAGCGGUCGUAUGUAUAUUCCGUGUCGGUCUAGUGACGUACGGAACUUUGUGUUCGCGUUCGCGUACGCGCCGCAUUCCAUCGUGGGGGCCCUUCGCCGCCAUUGGCUGAUCCCACGUGACGUCACUCCUCGUAAUGAGGUAUUCAACAUGGCCGUGUAGCUAGUUCGCGAGUGUGCUUCGUUAUUCGUUUGAAUGGAUUUAAUCAGUGAAAUAUGCCAAGGAGACGAAACGGUGAGAUACCCUUGCCCGACGGAUGGGAUUACGCGAGGGACUUCGACGGUAAACUCUAUUUUAUCGACCACAACAAUAGAAAAACGACGUGGAUUGACCCGCGAGACAGAUACACAAAGCCACAGUCGUUUGCGGACUGCAUCGGCAAUGAACUGCCGCUGGGUUGGGAAGAGGCCUACGAUCCUCAGAUCGGGCCAUAUUACAUCAACCAUGUCAAUCAGGUGACGCAGUUGGAAGACCCGAGGUUGGAAUGGCUGAGCAUACAAGAGGCGAUGUUGAGGGACUACCUCCACACCGCUCAAGAAGCUUUGGAGGCAAAACGAGAAAUGUACGAUGUAAAGAAGCAAAGGCUGUGUCUAGCUCAAGAUGAGUACAAACAUCUAAACAACGCAUUAUCGACCCUCGCAGCUUCUAGAACCAGCUUGUGUUCAUCAACCACCUCAGUCACGACCACCUCAACCACCUCACGGCACGACCCAGAGCAGUUGCGUUGCGAAGUGACGCAGGCACGGGGUCGUGUCGCUCAACUGCGCAAGGAGUUACGUCAGGCGCGCGCUGAGGUGGCGUGCGCGAGGCGCGGCGUCGACACACUCGCUGAAGUGGAACAAAAACUCAGCGCACAGCAAGGAUGUUACAACAUAACCGAGGCGCAGGCCAUCAUGACUGAACUAAAGAACAUCCAGAAAUCCCUCACCUCAGGCGAGAAAGAGAGAGCAGAUCUAAUGCAAUCACUAGCCAAAUUAAAAGACGACCUCACAAGGUUGCAACUAGGCGAAGCUUCCCCAGACCUAUCUACAUUAAGCCUGCCUCAAGAGAAACUAAGCACUGCCUCGCAAACGGACUUAUGUUCCGAACUAGUACCAAUCGGUACGAGACUAGCUGAAAUGGCGCGGGUUCGCCUCCAAUACGACGAAGCUAGAAAGCGGAUCCAGCAGAUCCAACAGCAAUUAGCAGACCUUGAAGAUAAAGUGCAGCCUGGACAAGCGGAAUCAGAUAAGGACCGCUUACUGCUGUUCCAAGAGAAAGAACAGUUGCUACGGGAACUUAGAAGCAUUACUCCAAGGACAAGAUCGAAACAAGAGAUGUGCGAUAUACAGUCAGAAUGCAAAAGACUGGAGCAAGACUUGAAGAACGCAUUCGAAAUGUCCAACAAAUGCAUAGCGGAUAGAUUGAGGCUACACGAAGAAAAGCAAUUGCUGCUCCAGCAAUUAAAGGACGCGUUGACAUCAAUGACGACGUUGGAAGGGCAGUUGAAGACAUUAUCAGCGUCCACAUUAUCAGUGUCGAGCAGUUCGAGCUUGGGGUCCCUUUCGACCGCGAGUAGUAAGGGCUCUUUAAGCUCGGGGAUCAGCUUUACGGAUAUUUAUGGAGGGCCGCAAAUUGCGAGCUUCCAAGCGGAUAAACCUAUUGAUAUGGUCGAUCUGCAUAGACGUGUUGAGAGAUUGCUCCGAGGUUCAAGUGGGGAGGGUGGUUCUCAACCCUCUUUAUCACCACGCAGCAGUUUGUCCUCUGCGAGUCCUCCACCACCACCACCCUCUUACACACAGGUGGAAAGACAAAGGCGACAACAACGGGAGUUAGAAGAGAAAUUAGCUGAAAUGCGGAUAGGUGUCGCCACUGGACUGAAUGAAGUUACUGGAUUGGCUACAAUCCCCGUGCAAGUACAAGGGCCAGGCCGGCCGGCUGAACCGCUAUCACCAAUCUCAGAGACUCCGCCACCAUUAUCACCCACUUGCUCUUCUAGUGGUACGAACACUAGAUCUGUAUCAGCGGCGGUAAGUGACGAGUCGGUGGCCGGAGAUUCCGGUGUGUUUGAAGCUGCACAAGCCGCGGAUUGCUCUAAUGCGGUGAACAGUGCACAAAUUGAGAUCAAAUUGCGCUACUGUCCCGACGAGAGCGCGCUUGAGAUCGGCAUCAUACGAGCACGGAACUUACACGCGCUUUACAUAGACAAUGACACUGAGAUUGCGGUUCGUGGAGCGCUAGUAGUGGGUGGUGGGGGUGGUAUAGUGUUCAACACGCCAGCCCUCGCGUGGCGAGGGGCAACCCUAGUGUGGAGGAACAACCAGCGAGCCUCCAUCGGCCCUAGGGCGUUAAGGGCUGCCACCUUGCAGAUUAACUUGGCCGCUGAUAGCGAAUGCUUGGGUUGUACACAAGUGAGCUUGGCAGAUUUCGACCCUGACUCGACUUCGCAAAAGUGGUAUAAUGUUUUGAGCUUCAGAAGUAUGAGGAGAGACGAAAGUUCCGAUGAAUCUACUGUUAUAUCUUCACAAACGUCUACUCUUACUAGGAAUAGAGGUCCAGAAAGUAUGGCUGCCGCGGAAUGUAACACGGAGUGCGGUGAUGACUCCGCGUCUGAUGAUGAUGAGGCUAGAGAACCACUUAAUCAGAUAGUAGAAGAAGAUUCAUUCGAAGACUACAUUCCUGAAGAAGAGUUGAAUCUGGAAGAGGAAUACCUUCCUUCCACAGCAGAGAAGGAAACCAACACUGAAUGUAACUUUUGUCCGGAGGGCGCUAGGCAAUUGCAUAGACGGAAAAGUCAGCAAGUAAGCACUAACCAAGAGGAGUCGUUGGCGACUAUAAAGCGAUCUCAAACUUUCUCACCACAACCGCAGAGUAUCGGCAAAGGGCAUUAUAUUUGUAGGCUAAACCGUUCGGAGUCGGACUCUUCGAUGUGGCAAGGCGCCAGACGUCCGCCACCCCCCGCUGGUAUUCCCUUCGAUAGAACACUACGGGAACGACGCUCGCUUAGAUGGGGCCGAGCCCGCAGCGCAGUAGUACGGCACAGCUCAAGACAGCGCAGUGCUAGAACUUCCUUGGAUCUAUCCCUAGAUCUAAAAGCUCAUUCGUCGAGGCUACAAGAUCUUAGGCAGGAGAUACAGCACCUUACCCAAUUGAAGAAACGGCUAGAAGAAGCCUGUGCAGCAGGUGACCCAGCAGUAGCAGCGUGGGUGUCACAAGACGAAACCCUCCGCAGGCUAGUUGGCUCUCCCCCAGCUAACGAGCGAGUUGCUCGCCUGUUCCAGCGCACUUGCCGAGAUGUGUACAGACUCAGGAAGUCUAGACAGGGGAAGAAACCGGAUUUGGUGACUUUUAAAGAGAAAAUGGCAUUCUUCACGCGACCCAAAGCAACGGUGCCCGUACUACCAGACGACAUGAACUCAGAAGACGACUGGGAACAAGACUUGGAAGAACGGUCUACUCCCGAUGGACGGUCUUCUAAGACCUCCUUCGAGAGACAACAAGCGACUCAAGAAGAACAAGUAGUCGAAUGUAAGAAUCCGUGUAUACCUGAAGAUACUUUUGAGAAUCGGGAUUUGAAGAUCAAAGAAGAUGAUGAGGUUAGGUACGAUUUUGUCGUCGAUAGAGUACUUGGUGUUCAAGUUUAAAAAUCUUGUAAUUUCAAUAUAAAAUAUUAGAAAAUAAAUCUGGCUUAUUCAAAAUGUUUGAAAAUUUUAAAUUGACAUUGCUGAGGGUAAAGUUAUUUUGGAAAAGUCCAAUAAUGGAGAAUGUUGCUAGCGUGAAAUAUUGUUUAAUUCUUUGGUAGUUAUUGUUGCGAUGUUCUAAUGAUUCCUAAAUGUAUAUUUAAAUUCCAUGUAGUUGAAUAUUUUAUAAAAAUUAUUGUUAAAAAUUUGGAUUAUCUGGGUACAAGGUCUGGUUUUGAUCUGCGAUGUAGUAUUGUCGAUAUUGAAUGCCAUUUUAAGAUAUUAUUCGAUGUAUUCAGUAAAUUAUUUCGUCGAUUUAUAGAACUAUAGUAGAAAAUGGUAGAAAUUAGUAGAUUUCCAGUAAAAUGUUGACACUGGCACCAUUAUUGUUCGUAAUUACUGUGAUUUUUAUUGCCUAUUGAGAUUUCUGGUUAAAGACUGAACUGAAAGUGUUUUAUUAACAUAUAUAUUUGAUAUUGGUUAUACAUAACGUACGAAGUGGGUGCCAUAACAGUUCGGUUUGUUCAAAAUGAUGUUACGUUUAUAUAUAUUUUAUAUGUGUAUGCGGGUUUGUUAAGUGCUUAAAGAGAUAAAAAAACGACGUGUGUCACUCGGAGACUGGGGCGGUUGCGCUAUUGCAUGCUAUGCCUUCAAGCCACACCUCCGCCCGUCGGAGUGGGGAGCGUGAGGUUUUUUCGUUACGGAAUUUCUCGAUUUGGUCCCCGCGCUCAAGGCCCGCGAUAGAAGCUAUACAAUAGCUUAAAAACUUUGAUGUAGUAGUUGUAUUAGUGCUCAAUGUUAUGAAUGAUUUAUUAAAUUGACAAAAUGUAUGUGAUAGUAAACACAAAAGUAUUUCCUAUAGGUUUUAAUUGUAAAAUGAAUAUACGUAAUAAACAAACUGUAUUUGUUAUUAAAUGAUGCUCUAUUUGACAUCUUAAGAGCAGCAAGCUGCAACUUAUAGUAUGACUUUCCUCAUAAUCAUCCUUUCUAACGCUUUCGGAGGCCCACAUCCCUUCCCAUCCCCUACCCAUCCUCUCCUUCCCUAUCCUCAUUCCCUCUCAUCCUCUCCCUUUCUCCCUAACUCCUUCCAAAUCCCUUAAUCCUUCUGGUAGGCAACAACCAUAACCCCUGUUAUGGUUUAUGGGCGACGCAACCUGCUUACCACCAGGCGGUGCGUCCGCUCGUUUGCCUCCCUGUAACAUAAAAAAAAUUGUCAAUUUUAAUGAAUGUUCUACGUUAUAUUGUUUUAACGGGGAAAAGAAAGCUGUUUUGUCUUUUUACAAGCACUUAACAUACCCAUAGUAAUCAUUCGUACAAAAAAGUGCCUUAUUCGGUGCCUGAGCGUUCGUGCCAUACGGGCAGACGUACAAGCGGUGAGUCACAAUAUAUGCCAAAAUAUAGUGGGUUCGGUUCUCGCGGCGGCCCAUAGUAGACCACCGAAUAGCUUGGCCAAAAACGCUUUGUAUAUGGCGUGGGUUCGUGUGGGUUGACGUGUUUUGGGCUGUGUUUCUACCAUUUGUAUGGUAGAAAUGUAAUAGUAAAUGGUGGAAAUGGUGUAGUUUGUUGUGAAAAUAAUGAAUGUUUGUGUAGUUGUGUAUAGAAUUAUGAUUGUAAAAGUAAACUUGUAAAUCUGAAAAUGUAUCCGAAUUAGGAUGUAUAACUAUUAUAAAUAGAAAUGUCGCCUAGUAGAAAUACAGCCCAACACAUUUAUUAAAUUAUUCAUUCCUUGACUAUUAUUUAAUUUAUUGUAGCCUCGAAUCAUUAACAAAAUCCCAUACAUUUUACAAACAAAAAUCUACCAAAUUGGUAGAAAUUUGUAAAAAUGUUUCGAGGCUACAUUUUGACGUUGGAAAACGUGCAAUAAGCAUUGAGAUAAUAGUACUACAUAUGGAGGAGACACCACGAACAAAAUCUGUGCGCCAUUUUUUUGCUCUAACUAAGUUUUAAAAAAUAUUAUCUAGUUAGAUACUUACCGAUGAAAGUUAUUCCUUUACACUUUUCCGUAUU
This is a messenger RNA of Colias croceus (clouded yellow), 5701 nucleotides long. RefSeq names its product protein kibra (gene kibra). The coding region runs from base 251 to 3658 and encodes 1135 amino acids. The transcript has 20 exons. Gene Ontology annotation, molecular function: kinase binding; molecular adaptor activity. Gene Ontology annotation, cellular component: cytoplasm. Gene Ontology annotation, biological process: cell migration; negative regulation of organ growth; regulation of hippo signaling. NCBI's taxonomy places the organism in Eukaryota, Metazoa, Arthropoda, Insecta, Lepidoptera, Pieridae. The record is from RefSeq and is a predicted model, not a curated record.